Rubroshorea leprosula is the source of this 523-nucleotide messenger RNA. The record is from the annotation of a GenBank genome assembly. Lineage: Eukaryota; Viridiplantae; Streptophyta; Magnoliopsida; Malvales; Dipterocarpaceae.
AAUAAGCAUUUAUAAGGACUGCUAUUGAAGCUCAGUUGUCUGGACUUUAUCAAUGUAUGUAUCAAUCUUCACUCUUUAAUUCAUUGUUUGCUCUGCAGUUGCUUGAAAACAAGAAAUUCUUGGAAAAUAUGGUAUCACGAACGCCUCUUCAACGCGUUGGAGAAGCAGAAGAAGUAUCAUCUCUGGUGGCAUUCCUUUGCCUUCCAGCUGCUUCAUAUAUCACUGGACAGGUUAUUUCUGUUGAUGGAGGAUUCUCAGUGAAUGGUUUUAGUCCUAACAUGAGACUUGAUUUUUCUCCCCAGGAUUAAAUGUGUCUAGGUAUUAGUUCUUAUAACUUGAGCAAUAAAGACAAGUCUGUCUCAAUCGUCUGGAUUUCUAAUCCUUUGCAUUUCGAAGGCUCAAAUUUCAUUUCAUGGGUUAUUUUCUCCUGGAAUGUUUUACAUUAGAACAAUAUGCAUGCAACUCUACUAGAUUUUUUUGGCCAUCAUUAUUUCUUCUUGUUUAAAAAAAAAAGUCAAUCUCC